ACUUGCUUGACUUCCUCUCUGAUGCUCUUGGACAGAGAGAAGGAUUUGCUGGGGAUCUUCUUGAUGGCCACCGUCCUGCCGUCGCUGUAAGACCAGGGUCGCACCAGCGUCAGCUCGCCUUUCCGUGUGGGUGGGGGGGUGAAAGGUCAAACGGACGAGCGUACUAGAUCCCUGCGCAGGUGAAGGUAGUCUUCCUGCUUCCCGUUUGUCCCCCACAGGAAGUGAGGGCCGUCAUGCAGCUGGUGUUGCUGUCGCUGUGGGCCACGGCCACGCUCAUCAAACUGCCCACGGUCACGCGCGCGUGCUGAUCUGCGGCGACAAAGACGAGACGUGUAUGUACUUCCUGCUUCCUCGUCCAAUUGCGAUAACCGCAAAUACAGUAUGCGGCGGAUUCCUGGACCUUGCUUGAUGAGGUCGAAAUCGAUGAUCCAGCUCUCAUCCCACAGUAGCUUCUGCUUCUGGUACCUCAGCCACUAAACACAGCAGACGCGUCAGAGGCGCACGGCGGCGCACGGCGGCGCGGGAGCUCUCACCAUAGCGGUCAGGACGAAGCAGAGGCACAGCAGGCUCAACGGCAGCCCGAUUGCCAGUUUGGCGGACGAGGUCAUGGGGCAUUCGCCACAGUCGGCGGGGCAGGUGGCACAAAGCUCCGGCUCCUGGCACUCUCCGUCACCGCAGACUGAAAGGUCCAAAAUGUAAUUACGCCUGGACGGCGCUGUGUUGACGUGCGUGUCGUACCUGCGGAGGGCAGUACGGUGGUCUUGGCCUCCAGCGCCACCUGCAUGCGGCCCACUCGGAUGUGAGCGAUGAGCGAGGUCAGGCCCACGUGGAGCAGAACCACCUGGGAGACGACGAGACUCCUUCACUAGGCCGUUCUUUCUUCUCUGCCAUGUUGCUCGACCUUACCUUGGCACUCCAGUUGGUUUGGGUCAUCUUGCCCGCAGUGGAGAUGGUGUGCGUGAAGAUCUUUCCGUCGUCGGGAAUCCACGGACCGCAGAUGCUCUCUGAAGUCUGAACACAAGAUUGAGCGAACGUGGUGUGUGUGUGUGUGUGUGUGUGUGUGUGUGUGUGUGUGUAUGCACGUACCAUGUAUCCCAGCGGGCAGGAGUGGAUGUUGGCGUGGUGAAUGCAGCAGUUUUCACCGUCUGCGUCUUUCCAGUUGGCGGGGCACUCGUGAUGUUGACAAAACCUCUGAGCAUCUUCCGUGUUCACUAUGGAACUGAACACGCAUCCAUGUACAGUGAACCCUCACCUAUUGGCGGUUCGCCGUUCACGGCAGGGCUCGGACCCCGUCGGGGGUUUACUCUACAUGCACACGUGUGCGGACCCGCGCUCAGUUAGUAGGGGUGCUGUGUUACCUGUGAGGGAAGAUGCGGUUCUCCACUGCCCAGCUGUAGAAGGAGUCGUGGGCGGAGACCGAGUAGACAACGGCGAACACCUCGCCGCUCUUAACCGUCUCGGGAGGCCGCAGCACCCACGCCAUCUCCAGACCUGCACGCCCACACGCCGGCGUGAGCGUUGCCGCCACCGACCCUGGACGCGAUGAAGACUCUCACCUCCGCAGCUGAUCAUGUUGGAGUCGUUGGGGCGCUCCAGAGGCCAGCAGUCGUACUCGCUGUUGUCAAGAUCGUGCCAGCAGGUCGCAGAUAAGAUGGAGGCGGACGGUGGAAGGUCUCACCCAGAUCAUGAAGCAGAGGUUGAUCUUCAUGACGGAUCGGACCGUACCAGGAUGGAGCGGACUGGAGAAAGACGUCUGCGGCUGUUGGAGGUUUGCAUCCAGAGUUUUCGUGUCCACCUCUUCUCGUCAGCCCUCUUCUUUGUGUCUACCAAUGAGCUCCCUCCAGCCGCUUGUCUUGUCCAGAGCAGAGAUCCCAUUCACCCUGGUUACCACCACCAAAACUCCCACCCCCCAUAAAGGUUUUAAAGUGCGUCAGGGAGGUGGCAGCCUCGCUGACAUGCUAACACGCUGCCGCAGCAGGAGAAGGAGCAGGAAAGGACAUUUUGGGAAGAAUUGUUGCAAUCAACUUGAAAAGGGCAAAAGAAAAGGGGGACCUGCAUGGAAAAAGAAGAGCUGCAAUUGUGGGUGUGUUCCCAGCUAUAAGUGGCCACUCGUACCUGCUACCGGCAUUGCUGCAGGAGCCUCACCACACACACACACUCACCUCUGUACUGCUGUCAGUCGGCGGGGCUCUGCAAGUUGUGCUCUCUACUCUUCAGAUGGUGGCUCUCAACUGUACUGUAUUUUCGGAAGAAUUGAAGUAAAAAUGAAAUAUCACCAUGUUCCAAGAUGUCGCAGCCGAUUGCCUUGAACCUCUGCUUGCUGGUGAUGCCAGUGAUGUCACUGCUGCUCUUCUCUCCCAUCGGCCGGAGCGACGAGAACGUCACCCUCAGCCCGGGCUGCCACUUGCACCCGUUCAACUUGAGCGUCCGCAGUGACCGGCGAGGCACGUGUCGAGGCACCCACCUGGUGCACGCCUGCGUGGGCUACUGCGAGUCCAGCGCUUUCCCGUCCAGAUACUCGGUGCUGGUGGCCUCCAACUUCACCCGCAACGUCACGUCGGCGUCGCGAUGCUGCACCAUCACCAAGGAGGCCAAGGUCAAGGUCCGCCUGGAGUGUCCCGGAGGGCGGCACCACGACGAGUUGGAGAUCCUGACGGCCAAGGCGUGUCGCUGCGACAUGUGCCGCACGUCCCGCUACUGACCGGACCCCACGUGACAUUUCGUACAUUAGAUGCCCGCCACCCGUAUUUCCGCAUUUGGACGACAUUGGACUUGAUAAUAAGGUGUACGCAUCAAAGAGUUCCAUUCCACUUUAAGACAGGAGCAGACAGUUUUGUCAAGAAUUAGUUGCACGGUUUACAAUAAGCAUAAACACGAGACUAAAGAAUGUAAAAGCAGCAAAUAUUUAUUCGUUUGACUUCAGUGAUAUUUUGUAAAUUAUAGCUAUUGGUGGAGCCAAUGAGUGUUUGAAAUGGCCGUAGAAGAAAGAUAGAUAUAUAGAAUAUUUCGGGGCUUUACAUUGUGUAAAUAAAAAAGGAAAAAAGCCUUUGAAAUUG
Messenger RNA from Phyllopteryx taeniolatus (common seadragon), 3056 nucleotides. RefSeq names its product glycoprotein hormone subunit alpha 2 (gene gpha2). Gene Ontology annotation, biological process: cell surface receptor signaling pathway. The transcript is spliced from 8 exons. The record is from RefSeq and is a predicted model, not a curated record. Lineage: Eukaryota; Metazoa; Chordata; Actinopteri; Syngnathiformes; Syngnathidae. Gene Ontology annotation, cellular component: extracellular region. Bases 2288 to 2701 code for a protein of 137 amino acids. Gene Ontology annotation, molecular function: hormone receptor binding; hormone activity.